Messenger RNA from Anopheles funestus (African malaria mosquito), 706 nucleotides. RefSeq names its product cytochrome b-c1 complex subunit 6, mitochondrial (gene UQCR-11). NCBI's taxonomy places the organism in Eukaryota, Metazoa, Arthropoda, Insecta, Diptera, Culicidae. The transcript has 3 exons. Bases 174 to 437 code for a protein of 87 amino acids. Gene Ontology annotation, biological process: mitochondrial electron transport, ubiquinol to cytochrome c. The record is from RefSeq and is a predicted model, not a curated record.
UAAAACGUCAAACUUCUUCUUCUUGCAUCGCGGUGUCGGUGUUCCUCUUCUUCAAAGUUGGUCCAAAAGUCAGAAAAGAGUUUGUCAAAAGUUAUAUCAUCGUCUGGUUGCAACCUUCCUGUGCAAUUUUUGACUUCCUCGGUGAUAUCGUAGGCAAUCGAAAGGCCGACACGAUGGCUGCAAGGAAAUGGUUUUCGUCCUUUUUCCCAACGGUAAAGGCCCAGGAGGAGGAAGAUAUUGUUGAUCCGCAAACGGUGCUGCGGGAAAAGUGCGCGCAGCAGGGACACACUAGCCAACUGUGGGAAAAAUACCAGGCAUGCAAUGAUCGUGUCGGUAGCCGUUCCCAAACGGCGGAGACAUGCGUCGAAGAGCUGUUCGAUUACCUGCACGAAUUGGAUCACUGCGUUUCAAAGACCCUGUUUUCGAAGCUGAAGUGAGGCGCUUACACUAAUGAAGUAAAAUUUUCUAGACGUGGUGUUAAGCACAUUUUCGGGGGUGUCUGCCGUUCGUGUAGUGAAUGGUACACACUUGAAAUAGUGCGCUGAUGCAAGGAUACAAGCAACCGGAACAUCCUAAGUGAUUGCUUCGUUAUCAACUGCUCUAAUUUAGUUAUGCAUCGGGAAAUCGCAUGCAUACAAACAAUGCCUCGUCGAAAUGUUAAUAUUCGAAAAGGGAAUAGUAAAUAAAAUUGAGUUUUAAAAACUAA